GUAAGAAAAACUGUAACUAUUCAUUUUGCAGAAGGUGCUAUUUUAAUCACGAAUGAUAAAGAUGUAUUUCUACAAGGAUCAAUUAUUUUACCAGAAGAAUUUAUUAAAGGUUCAGUUGGAGCUGGAGAUGCUUUUGUUUCUGGAAUGAUCUAUGGAAUUCAUCAACAAUGGCCAUUAGAUAAAACAUUACAUUUAGCUGUUUGUAUUGCUGCAAUGUCAUUAUCACAUGAAUCAUCAACUGAUGGAAUGAAAGAUAUUGAACAAUGUUUAAAUUUACAAAAAUAUGGUUUUAGACAGUUAAAAAUCUAA
Adineta steineri is the source of this 309-nucleotide messenger RNA. Lineage: Eukaryota; Metazoa; Rotifera; Eurotatoria; Adinetida; Adinetidae. The record is from the annotation of a GenBank genome assembly.